GUGGUUUUAAGGUGGACGGUCUGGGGUCUGCUGAUCCUCGUCGGGACGGCGAGCGUGUCCGCCCGGUCCUCCAUGAGGCCACAGAAGCAGCAGCCCGACCCAGGAGACAACGAGGAUUACGAUCCGGAAAAUACGGACUACUAUGAAGAAUACGAAGAGACGAACGGAAAUUCAACUGGUACGGACGUAAAUAGGGAUAAUGAUGAGGAAUACGAACCAUUCACGAGGUCACCAGAAAAUGAUCGUUCAUCAUUCACUCAGUCUCCUCAACAGUCUAGAAACGAAAACCGUGGAGUUACUCAGGAAAGUGGAAGAAGUAAACUCUGCAGUUUUGGAAAUGAGCUGUAUGAAGAUGGAGCUGAAUGGAGACCUGAAAGAUGCACAGAUUGUAUUUGCUUGCAGGGGAAGGUAGAAUGCAAAACGAGAGAUAUUUGCUUAGCCGAAGGAAGAUCUGUCUUCCCAAGUGAGUUCGAGCCAGGAGUUCAUGAUCGUGGAAAUGUAACAACACCACCAACAACCACAACGACGACAACUGCACGAGGCGUAAGGGGUCCUCCUGGUGAACCUGGCCAUCCAGGUGAAAUGGGAAUUCCAGGGAGCCCUGGUACACCGGGAAUUCCAGGGAGCCCUGGACAUCCAGGAGUUGUGCCUGAUAUUACGUCAUAUUACAAUCAAAUUGCAAUGGCUAAUUCAGGAAACAAUAAAGGUCCAGCAUAUCCUCAAGAGGCAUUGCAUUAUCUUCAAGCUCAAGUCGGACCCAUGGGUGCAAGAGGACCUCCUGGCAAUGCAGGUCCCCCUGGGCCCCAAGGGUUUCAAGGAUUGAGAGGAGAGCCAGGUGAACCUGGGCCACAAGGCCCUCAAGGCCCUCCAGGACCACGAGGACCACAAGGAUUGCCAGGAAAAGAUGGUGCCCCAGGAGAAGAUGGAGAAAGAGGACCGACAGGUUCCACCGGCCCUCCAGGCCCCAGAGGUUUACCAGGAAUGCCAGGCACACCAGGUCUCAAAGGACAUCGUGGUUAUUCAGGUUUGGAUGGCAGUAAAGGAGAACAAGGCCCGAUGGGUGAAAAAGGAAACCAGGGUGCACCAGGCCCUGUCGGCCCUGCUGGACCAAUUGGCCAGGUUGGACCUAGAGGCGAAAGAGGAAGAGAAGGUGCACCUGGACCUCCUGGCAUCCGGGGAAUUGAUGGUGCUCCUGGGCCUCCAGGCUCUCCAGGAGCAAUUGGCAAACCUGGCCCUCCUGGUUUUCCAGGAUCUCCAGGAGCAAAGGGUGACCAAGGCGUUCAAGGUAUUAAAGGUAGUCAGGGACUUCAAGGCCCAAGAGGUGAAUCAGGACGUCCUGGCCAAUCUGGUGAAGCAGGAACACCUGGACUUCCAGGAAAAGAUGGUGUACCUGGGGAAAAGGGUGUCCCUGGAGCCCAGGGUCCUCUUGGACCCCCUGGUUUCAUUGGACCACGAGGACCACCAGGAGGUCCUGGAGCUCCUGGAUUAUUAGGACCCAAAGGAGAAAUGGGAUUGCAAGGGGAAAGAGGCUUCAAAGGUGAAAGUGGACCGAAAGGUGAAACUGGUCCUAUGGGGCCAAGGGGAUUACCAGGUAUGGACGGCCCGGAAGGUAAAAGGGGAAAGAGAGGACCUCCUGGACCCCCUGGUGCAAUGGGAUCAACUGGUGAACGUGGUGAACCUGGUGUUAGAGGCUUACCGGGACCUGAAGGACCAGCCGGUCCAAAAGGGCAAACGGGAGACAAAGGUCCUUCAGGUUUACAUGGUUUGAAAGGAGCUCAAGGAUCAGUUGGAAGACCAGGAAACCCUGGAAUACAAGGCCCAAGGGGUCUUCAAGGAAGGACUGGAGCACCAGGAAAAAUGGGAGCACCCGGUGAACGAGGGCCUCCAGGUGCUGAUGGAAAAUCUGGUGAGCCAGGACAUCAGGGGCUUCAAGGUUUACCUGGACCAAUAGGGCAGCCAGGGGAAAAAGGAAUAAUGGGCGAUUCUGGAAAAGAUGGUGAACCGGGAAUACCUGGUAGUCCAGGACCAAGGGGAGAUCCAGGCAAAGAUGGAUCGGCAGGACCCCAAGGACCAAGAGGCCCACCUGGACCAGCUGGAGAAAGAGGUCCUACCGGGCCUCCAGGUCCUACAGGGUUCCAAGGUCUUCCAGGAGCAAAUGGCAAUCCAGGUCCACCAGGAAAAGAUGGUGACCCAGGACAGCCUGGACCACCUGGCCAUCUAGGACCUCCUGGCUUAAGAGGAGAAAGAGGUGCACCUGGAGAAAGAGGAUUAAUGGGACCAUCGGGACCGCAAGGUCUCAGAGGAUCUGCUGGGCCAGGUGGUGCUGAUGGUCCUCCCGGAGCGCCAGGAGCCAAAGGUGAAAAAGGACAUGUUGGUCCCAUGGGUCUCACUGGUUUACCCGGUGUUAGAGGAAUGCUUGGGCCCCAGGGAUUUAAAGGUGACCGAGGAGAAAGUGGACUGCCAGGACCAGAAGGACCUGCGGGAAGACCAGGAGAACGAGGUCUACAAGGUGAGGUUGGGCCACCCGGCCCAGCAGGUGAGCCUGCUGAAAAAGGAGAAGUUGGUGCUCGAGGACUCCCAGGUGAACCUGGACCUCCAGGAAGUGUUGGAGAUAGAGGAAUGCCUGGAUCUCAAGGGCUUCAAGGUUUCCCUGGACCUCAAGGAAUAUCAGGACCUCCUGGAGUUAAAGGAGAAAGGGGAUUCUAUGGUCCCAAAGGCUCUCAAGGAAAUCCUGGAACACCAGGAAAACAAGGAGAACCUGGAGAGCAAGGUCCAGUUGGUUUCCCUGGAAUGAAAGGAGCAAGAGGCGAACAAGGUCCGAAAGGUGACACAGGCUUUACAGGGAUCCCUGGAAGGCCAGGUGAACCAGGUCAUCCAGGACAAGCUGGACCACCAGGACCCCCAGGACUAGCUGGUGCUCCUGGUAUCAAAGGAAACGUCGGUGAUUCAGGACGCCCAGGUUCGCCAGGACCAGUAGGAACUCCAGGUCUUAUGGGACCGGAAGGACAGAAAGGAGAUAUAGGCCCUGUUGGUCCUCAUGGCCCAGCCGGACCUCCAGGACCUUCUGGCCCUUCAGGUGAAAGAGGAUUACCAGGAUUGUUUGGUCCUCCUGGUCCUGCUGGUCUUCGUGGACCCAAAGGAUCACAGGGUGAGCAAGGAACUGUAGGAAGAACAGGGCCAGAAGGAAAAUCGGGCCCCCCUGGAUUGCCUGGCCCACCUGGACUUCAUGGACCGAUGGGAGAUCAAGGUCCUGAAGGUCUUGCUGGAAAACCUGGUCCUCCGGGUCUAUCAGGAAGGCCUGGAGAUAAAGGGCCAGUUGGAGAACCUGGGCCUCCAGGAAAUCAAGGACCAACAGGAUUACCGGGUCCCCCAGGACACCAAGGACCAGCAGGGCCAGCAGGUGAAAGAGGACUAAAAGGUGAAACUGGUCCACAAGGAAUAGAAGGAGCUACUGGUCCAAGAGGAAAGCCAGGUCCUCCAGGAGUUGAAGGAGCCAAGGGAGAAAAAGGUGAAUAUGGUUUACAAGGAAUGAAAGGGCACCGUGGUCUUUCAGGCCUUCAAGGAUUACCAGGAUCACCGGGAUUAAUGGGACCUAAAGGAGACCCAGGAUUACCAGGCCCUCCUGGAAGACAAGGAGAGCAAGGAAUAAAAGGAUCGCAAGGAAGAGACGGUUCACCUGGUCCUCCAGGUCUUUUGGGACCACAAGGACCAAAGGGACCUCCUGGAGACCCUGGAAGGCCGGGAGUACAUGGUGAGCCAGGGCCACCAGGACCACCAGGUUUACCAGGAGAACAUCCAAUUUAUGAUGCUAGUACUCUCGCUGCUCUUUUGUACACUUCACAAGGACAAACAAAGGGACCAGAUCCAUCGUUUGGGGAUGAACCGAUGAGAAUGUUCGGUAAAGAAUUGGAUGAUGAUGAAAAGAAAAAGAUAGUAUUUAAAGCCUACAACCAACUAAAGAUCAGCUUUGAGAAAUUCAUGAAACCAGACGGAUCAAAAACAGCGCCCGCCAGGUCUUGCAGAGAUUUAGCAGUUGCAUAUCCACAGUUCCCUUCAGGUGAAUAUUGGUUGGAUCCAAAUGACGGUGAUAUCAACGAUGCAAUCCUUGUGUACUGUGACAUCCCCAAGCGAGCCACGUGUAUUUUCCCACAACCUCGAGAAUCCUCAGAACUGUUUCAUAUAGGACAUGAGCCAGAAAUGUGGCUGUCUGAAGUAACAGGUGGAAUGAAGAUUUCCUACAAAGCCGAUAGUAAUCAAAUAGGCUUUAUACAACUCCUUUCAGUCUCUGCUGUGCAAAAUGUAACUUAUCACUGCUACAAUUCAGCCGCUUACUUUGAUUCUACGCUGAAGACAUACAGGAAAGGCAUAAAACUGCUCGGCUGGAAUGAUGUUGAAAUCACAGCAAGAGGAAAUCAGAGAUUGCGGUACUCAGUGCUCAAUGAUGGAUGCAGGGCUAAAAACAAUGAGUGGGGAGAAACGUUGAUCACUUACAUGACUGAUAAAUCAAUCCGCUUACCCAUCACUGACAUCGCUAUCAGAGAUUAUGGAAAAGAAGACAAUAAAUUCAGAAUUACUCUAGGGCCAGCUUGUUUUUCAUAAAAUAACGUUUGCAUUUUUUAUUUUGUUUUUCAAUAUUUUGUAAAUCUGGUGGCAAAUAGUUUCAAUUGAGCUAUUGCUCUGACAACCAACUUGUAAAUACUGCCAGCUAUCGUAUUUUAAUGUUCAUAUUCACAUAAGGAAUGAAUCAAUAUAAAAUAUAUAUUGUAAAUAUGUUGAUUCCAUACAAAAUUAAUUGAACCAAAUUU
This is a messenger RNA of Cimex lectularius (bed bug), 4805 nucleotides long. Its product is annotated as fibril-forming collagen alpha chain-like. The transcript has 29 exons. Gene Ontology annotation, molecular function: extracellular matrix structural constituent. The coding region runs from base 73 to 4599 and encodes 1508 amino acids. NCBI's taxonomy places the organism in Eukaryota, Metazoa, Arthropoda, Insecta, Hemiptera, Cimicidae. The record is from RefSeq and is a predicted model, not a curated record.